Notechis scutatus (mainland tiger snake) is the source of this 1765-nucleotide messenger RNA. NCBI's taxonomy places the organism in Eukaryota, Metazoa, Chordata, Lepidosauria, Squamata, Elapidae. The record is from RefSeq and is a predicted model, not a curated record.
UAAGCAGCGAGUGGCGGAGGGCGACGUGGCUUGAGCGUCCCGCGGCUUUGCGCUCUGGGCCUUCUCUGAAUCUCCGGGAGGGAGGAGCUGUUUUAUAAUCAUUAUUUUUUCCUUGUCCGACGCGCGCCGUGCAGUUUAGGGAGUUGCAAACUCUUGAUAUAACAAGUCCGUGGGGUUGACGGGCGGAAAUAAUAGGAUUUUCUGGAAGUGUUAGGCCCAAGAGAUUAAGCGAGCGCCGUACGAAGGAGUGACGGUAGCGGCUUCUGGACUGUAGGUAAAAGGUAACCGUAGACUUUUAAGGACGCGACUGAGGAGAGAGGAGGCGGAUCCAGGGCGAAACCCAGGUUUGUAAACCCAAGAACAAGAUGGCGGAAGGAGGCCGGCCACAGAGGAAGAUGUCACGGGCUGGAGAGAGCUUAUAUCACAUCCUGGGCUUGGAAAAGGGUGCUUCCCCAGAAGACAUCAAGAAAGCAUACAGGAAACUGGCUUUGAAAUACCACCCAGAUAAGAAUCCUGAUAAUCCAGAAGCAGCAGAGAAGUUCAAGGAGAUCAAUAAUGCCAAUGUAAUUCUCAGUGAUGAGAACAAGCGGAAUCUCUAUGAUGAAUAUGGCUCUAUGGGACUCUAUGUGUCCGAGCAGUUUGGGGAAGAAAGUGUGAAGUAUUAUUUCCUCAUGUCCAAGUGCUGGUUCAAGACAAUAGUAGCGUGCUGUGGCCUCUUUACAUGCUGCUGCUGCUGCUGCUGCUGCUGCUUCUGCUGUGGGAAAUGCCGCCCACCUGAAGAAGACGAGUCCUACAAGUAUGUCAAUCCUGAAGACCUGGAGGCCCAGAUCCGUGCAGAAGACAAUGGUGGCGAUGCUAUCCGAAUGCAGCCAACAGCAAAUGCAACAUUGCACACUACAGAUGAGAAUCAGUCCCGCAAGCCAUGACCUUAGUUUGGUUUCCAGUCACAGCACAGUUCCUAUUCCAGCAACCAUUCCAGAGACAUCCUGCCCAGGCCUGAAUUACCAAUCAUUUGGACUCUGGACAAAGAGCUCCCUCUCCAGUUUGUGAUGCUGUGCAGUGACUUUGGUGAGGGUGCCUGAAUGCCUGCUUCAGAGUCAUAAAUCUUCUCAGGGAACAUGGCCGCAGGCAUACUCGGACCUUGCAAGGGGCUGGUUUGAAGGAAAGAGAGACACUUUAGCUCUGCCUCUUUGGGCCCAAGGAACAUCUUCCCCCUUCUCCAGCAGCAGAACGGUUCUUUGUUUUAGCCUGUAUUCCCACAACAGUGAAGGAAAAGAAAACGGAUGCAUGUUGCCAGCCAGCAGUCUUUAUCCCCAAGUCAUUCUUUCUCCUUGCAAUCUUGGUAUUUUGUGUUUUUAAGCCAGCCAUAUUGUGCCCUUGCCAAAGACCAACACGUGAUGGAGGAGGAGAUAUUGGGCUCUCUGCCUCCCAGUACCAGGGAGUCAAACUGCCCUGCCCCGGCUGUCCCCUGGCAACUGGGAUUGCCCUCUCUGACCUAUGCAUUGGUGCCAAGCUGCAUUUCAGGGUGUAGUGUGAAGUAUGGUGGGAUUUGGAGUGCCUGCCUGGUAAGUUGGUGUUGCCCUUCAUCUCCCACGAUGAAUUGCUGCUCCAGAGAGCUUUAGUUUGCUGUGUAGCAUCCUGCCUCUUAAGCUGCCCCGAAUCCUUUUCUGUGGGGCAGUACUGGGCAAGGGCAUUUUUCACACUGUGAUUUAAAAAAAAAAAUUGUUAGGUUUUUAUCAGCACAAUUAAAUAUUUCUGAAGGAAA